AUGGAAUCCCAAAACAAUCAAGGCUACAACUAUCAGCCAUUAAACCAAAAUUAUGCUCCUCAAGGAAAUCCUGCAGGUUAUUAGCCAGUCCCUAAUCCAUAUGCAAAUGGCUAACCACAGACAAACAUGUAUUCUCAACCACCAGGAGGAUUCAGCUAACCUCCAGGUGGAUACUAGCACCCACCACCUCAAGGUUACCCAAUGGGUCAGCCUUAAGGUUACGUCCCACCUCCUUAACCAACAAUGUACAACACGCAGCCAGUAGGUUACAAUAGUCAAGCUAUUCCAAAUGCAACCACAACUAAGGUAACCUAUGUUCAAUAGACUCAGAUAACUUCAGACGCUAAUCAUCAUUCGCAUGAUCAUCAUCACCACCACUCUCACAAUAGACAAAGAGGUCAAUCUCACAGAUUCAAUCGCAAUUAUGACGAGAGAAUCGUAAUCACUCAUUUGCACUUGCCAAUGCAAAUUAGGUGCUACAAUUGCGGCCACGAAGGACUUACUAGAGCUGAGUUGGUUGAUGGAACUUGCGUUACUUGCACAUGUAUUUUGUGCUGCUGUUUGGGAUUAUGGCUUUGUGCUCCUUGCGUCUAUUGCAUGGACGGGUUAAAGGAUAUUCAACACUACUGCUCCAACUGCCACACUUUAGUAGCAGUAAAAAGAGCUUGCUGA
Messenger RNA from Stylonychia lemnae, 672 nucleotides. The record is from the annotation of a GenBank genome assembly. NCBI's taxonomy places the organism in Eukaryota, Ciliophora, Spirotrichea, Sporadotrichida, Oxytrichidae.